UCGAAACCGAAACGAGAAUCGCAAAGGCCCCGCCUAUAAAUCCUGUAAAUAUAAUUUACUCGGGCUUUCGCGAUGAUGCUUUUAUAAAAUAGAUAAAAUAGAUCUGUGCGGCAGCAGAGUGGUGGAACAAUGGAAACCAGUAAACUAAUAUGUGUCUUCGCGAUAUUAUCGCAAGCGGCAGCUUUGUUGACGUCACCGCCGCGGAUCGUCAAGCAGCCGACGGUUGAGGAGCUGCUAUUCCAAGUGGCGCAGCCCGGAGAGGUGGACAAGCCUUUCAUCAUCGAGUGCGAGGCGGAAGGAGAACCGGCACCCAAGUACCGGUGGAUCAAGAACGGGAAACCUUUCGAGUAUACUAGCUACGACAACCGGAUCUCGCAGCAACCAGGACGUGGUACUUUAGUAGUAAGCCAGCCACGGAACGAGGACCUCGGGCAGUACCAAUGUUUCGCCUACAACGAGUGGGGGACCGCGACGUCCAACUCGGUGUUCGUGAGGAAAGCGGAGCUGAACUCCUUCAAGGAGACCGACGGCCCUCAACAAACGAUGACCGCCCAAGAAGGCUUGCCGUUCAAACUCACUUGCGAACCACCCGACGGUCACCCAAGCCCGAACGUCUACUGGAUGCUGCAGGGCGAACAAGGGCAGCUGAAAACCAUAAACAAUUCCCGCAUGACUCUGGACCCCGAAGGAAACUUGUGGUUUUCGAACGUCACGCGAUUCGACGCCAGUGUGGACUACGCGUACACUUGUGCGGCCAAAUCCGUGUUUAGGAACGAGUAUAAACUCGGUAACAAAGUUUAUCUGCAAGUGCAGCACACGGGUAUUUCCCCGACGCUGAAUAAGCAUGAACCUGUCAGGCAGUAUACUACCAGGAGGGUGGAGAAAGCUUGGCGCGGGAAGAAAGUCGAACUCUAUUGUAUUUAUGGCGGAACGCCAUUGCCUCAAGUGGUGUGGAAGAAGGACGGUCGAACGAUGCUGUCGUCGCAGCGGUUGACGCAGGACAACUACGGCAAGACGCUGGUCAUAAAGCGUGCUGGUUACGAGGACCAGGGCACCUACACUUGUGAAGUCAGCAACGGCGUGGGUACAGCGCAGUCCUACUCCAUACAGCUCAAUGUUGAGGCGGCGCCGUUCUUCAUCGAGGAGCCCCAGUUCCAGAACCUCGCGGAAGGCGAGACGGCCACGAUCCACUGCAAAGCGGGCGGAACCCCCGAACCUAUGAUCUCGUGGGUGCACAACGGCAAGCCCAUCGAGCAGGCGGAGCAGAACCCGCGGCGGCAGGUGUCUGCCAACUCCAUCACCAUCAGCGACCUGGUCAAGAAGGACACGGGCAACUACGGCUGCAACGCCACCAACUCCAACGGUUACGUGUACAAGGACGUCUAUAUUAACGUGCAAUCAAUACCGCCUGAAAUCAAGGAAGGUCCAGACAACUUGACCAAAGUUGACGGCUCCGAGGCCGUGCUCAAGUGUAGAGUUUUCGGCGCGCCAAAGCCUAUUGUCAAGUGGAUGAGGGAUGACGUAGAUGUUACUGGUGGCAAGUACAACAUAACUUCAGAGGGUGACCUUGUAAUCCGCGACGUAUCAUACACCGAUGUGGGCACCUACCAGUGCUAUGCUAAAAACAAGUUUGGGGAGAAGUCUGCUUUUGGCUCCCUAACUGUUAAAAAGCGCACCGUCAUCACUGACAAGCCCGAACACUACGAGGUGGCAGCCGGAUCAUCGGCGACCUUCCGUUGUAACGCAAACGCCGACGACUCCCUCAAGCUGGAGAUCAUCUGGCUCAACGACGGCCAGCCGAUAGACUUCGACAACCAGCCGCGGUUCCGCAUGACCAAUGACUACUCGCUGCUGAUCUCGGACACCACGGAGCUGGACUCCGGGGAGUACACUUGUAUCGCCAUGACUGCAAUCGACGAGGCGAGGGCGCAAGCCACGCUGACUGUACAAGAUAAACCGAACCCACCCGCACUCGACGGUAUCGAGUGUCGCGAAAAGGUGGCCACCCUCCGCUGGCAUUCCAUGGGAGACAACCGAGCGCCCAUACUAACCUUCUCCAUCCAAUACAACACUACUUUCACUCCCGACACCUGGGACCUGGCUUCGGACUCCGUACCAGCUAUCGACACCUCCUGGGCUGUAGAACUGAGUCCAUGGUCAAAUUAUACCUUCAGAGUUAUAGCCUGGAAUAAGAUUGGAGCAUCCAGUCCCUCGUCCCAUUCAGAUGUGUGUACAACUCAGCCAGAUGUGCCAUAUAAGAACCCUGAUAAUGUUGAGGGCAAAGGACGUGAACCCACCAAUAUGGUCAUUUCUUGGACGAAAAUGCCUCAAAUCGAGCACAACGGUCCCGGCUUCUACUACUUCGUAUCAUGGCGACGCAACAUUUCCGGCGCGGCGUGGAGCGACCAACAAGUUCGGGACUGGCGACAGACGGAGCUGGUCGUGUUGAGUACGCCCACCUUCCAGCCGUAUAGGAUCAAGGUAAUCGCCAUCAACUCGAAAGGAUCCUCAAAUGUUGCACCAGUCGAGGUAAUCGGAUGGUCAGGAGAAGAUACUCCCCUACAAGCUCCUUCUAACUUCACUCUGGUUCAAGUGACUACAGGUACUACUGCUCUCCUCAGUUGGAACCCAGUCACUCCUGAAUCCGUUCGGGGACACUUCAAGGGCUACAAAAUCCAGACCUGGGUCGAUGGGGAGGAAGACAGACCCAAAGAAAUCCUAGUCAAAGCGGACGCAUCCAGCGCCUUGGUCUCUAAAUUCAAACCUUUUAGAAAAAAUAACGCGAGGAUUUUAGUCUACAACGGAAGAUACAAUGGACCGCCGAGCGAAACUUUAAGCUUCGUCACUCCCGAAGGCAAACCGGGUACCGUACGCUCCUUCGUGGCGUACCCAAUCGGAUCGUCAGCCAUGCUCCUCAGAUGGGACAAGCCGAUGAACGAGAACGGAAUCCUGACCGGCUAUAAGAUAUACUACCAGAAAGUUUUCGGAACGAAAAUUGGACAGUUGCAAGAACGCAAGAAGGAAAUCGAUCCAAAAUUCGACCGCGCAAAGUUGGCUGGACUCGAACCCAACACGAAGUACCGGAUCGAGAUUCGCGCAAAGACGAAAGCUGGUGAAGGUGACAAGUAUUACGUGGAACAAACCACUAAAGCAAUGGUCAACGCGGUUCCCGAAGUGCCAAUAUUUGAAACGAGUACCUUACCUGCCAAAGAAGGAACCGCUCAUAUUCUAGUUAGAUGGAUUCCCUCGUUGGACGGCCACGCUGGAACUCAUUUCGUGGCGUGGUACAGGCUGAAAGGCCACCCGGAUUGGUUGCAAAGCAAUGAGGUUACUGAGGACGACUACGUGAUAUUGACUGGUUUGGAACCGGGACAGGAGUACGAAGUGAAGGUAACUGCGCAUGAUGGCGAGUACUUCAGCACCAGUGAAGCGCGCGUUGUUGAUACAACUAUUGACGGGCCGCACGUGCGGCUGCGCGAGGAGGCCACGGCCACGGCCAGCUGGUUCAUCGGCGUCAUGGUGGCGCUGGCCUUCCUGCUGCUGGUGCUGGUGCUGGUGUGCGUGGCGCGCCGCAACCGCGGCGGCAAGUACGACGUGCACGACCGCGAGCUGGCGCACGGCCGCGCCGACUGCGCCGACGCCGCCUUCCACGAGUACACGCACCCACUUGACAACAAAUCGCGGCACUCGAUGAGCAGUGGCACAAAGCCCGGCCCCGAGAGCGACACUGACUCCAUGGCAGAGUAUGGCGAAGGCGAAACUGCGGGUAUGAACGAGGACGGCUCGUUCAUCGGGCAGUACGGUCGCAAGCGCCGCCCGCCUCCCUCCGGUCGCUUCACAGAAGACGGUUCGUUCAUAGGACAGUACGUGCCGGGCGCGCGCGUACUGCCCCCACCACCCGCGCCGCCACCCGCACCCGCAACACCCCUCAGCGGACUCAACACCCAACCACCCACAUACGUGUAAACUGGGAAGCAACGAUUUUUUUUACGAGAAAUUGACUACUGAACACUGAUCACGACAAUGAAGUGAACAUUAAAUGUUCUCAGUUAAUCCCACUUCUGAUUUAAAAGUAAACAUGCUCUAGUAAUUCUAAAGUCACUUUAAACAUCAUGAUUUUUGAAAAACAGAGCGUUCAGUACUUUAUUUCGCAGUGUGUUUGAUAUGGAUUUGUUUCGAAACUGAAUCUCAAAGUUUAUUAAAAAUAAUGUCGAGGUGGGAAAUAUGUGCACUAUUUACGUCAGGAGAAUAGUUACUUAUAUGAUUGUAAGCUCGACUCUGAGUCACCUUUUGUGGCAUUCAUUCGUAUACGAUCUGCUGUCAGCUCACUAUUUUACAGGCAACUUAUUGGUCAUUGUAAUCUUUAAAGGGCAAGUCAUUGUCAGCCGUCCAUUUACCAGUUAUCAAAUACUUUUGAUUUGCAGUCAGCUUAGUGGGCGGAGCUUGAACUAGGCUUGCGUGAGUAACUAUUUUCUAAUCGCGAAUAAACGAUAUUUUGCUAAUAUUUCUGCCA
Messenger RNA from Pararge aegeria (speckled wood butterfly), 4513 nucleotides. Its product is annotated as neuroglian-like. The record is from RefSeq and is a predicted model, not a curated record. The transcript has 16 exons. Gene Ontology annotation, molecular function: cell-cell adhesion mediator activity. NCBI's taxonomy places the organism in Eukaryota, Metazoa, Arthropoda, Insecta, Lepidoptera, Nymphalidae. Gene Ontology annotation, biological process: cell-cell adhesion; brain development. Bases 130 to 3966 code for a protein of 1278 amino acids.